Populus trichocarpa (black cottonwood) is the source of this 960-nucleotide messenger RNA. RefSeq names its product glucan endo-1,3-beta-glucosidase. Gene Ontology annotation, molecular function: hydrolase activity, hydrolyzing O-glycosyl compounds. Gene Ontology annotation, biological process: carbohydrate metabolic process. Bases 1 to 960 code for a protein of 319 amino acids. NCBI's taxonomy places the organism in Eukaryota, Viridiplantae, Streptophyta, Magnoliopsida, Malpighiales, Salicaceae. The record is from RefSeq and is a predicted model, not a curated record. Gene Ontology annotation, cellular component: plasma membrane. The transcript has 2 exons.
AUGUUGGUCAGAAAUUCAAAGUCUAUUGGGGUUUGCUGUGGAAAGAAUGGAAACAAUUUGCCAUCCGAUCAGGAAGUUGUAAGUCUUUAUCAAACAAAUAGUAUUGGAAGGAUGCGAAUUUAUUAUCCAAACAGAGACACACUUGAAGCCCUGAGAGGAUCAAACACAGAAGUCAUCCUUGGUGUCCCCAAUGACAACCUUCGGGCCCUUGCUGACGCCUCAGCUGCUACAACCUGGAUCCAAAACAACGUUGUAGCCUACUCAUCCAAUGUCAGGUUCCGCUACAUUGCUGUUGGCAAUGAAGUACACCCUGGAGAUGCAAAUGCACGAUAUGUUCUACCAGCAAUGCAGAACAUACAUGAUGCAAUAGUAUCCGCCAACUUACAAGGUCAAAUUAAGGUUUCAACGGCGAUAGACACGACUUUGUUGGGCAUAUCCUACCCUCCAUCAAAAGGGUCGUUUAGUGACAGUGCAAAUCCUUACAUAAGCCCUAUCAUCAACAUCUUAAGGACCAAUGAUGCACCACUUCUUGCAAAUGUGUAUCUCUACUUCAGAUAUACUGACAACCCACAAAGCAUUGAUCUUAACUAUGCCUUAUUUACUUCACCAGAAGUAGUGGUGCAAGAUGGUCAAUAUGGAUAUCAGAAUUUGUUUGAUGCAUUGUUGGAUGCUCUUUAUGCUGCUCUUGAGAAAGCAGGUGCCGCAAAUUUGAGCAUUUCUGUAUCCGAAAGUGGUUGGUCAUCUGAAGGUGGAAAUGCAGCAACAGCUGGCAACGCAGGAACUUUCGAUAGGAAUCUAAUUAAUCAUGUGAAACAAGGGACUCCCAGAAGAUCUGGAAAGGCUAUAGAGACAUACUUAUUUGCAAUGUUUGAUGAGAAUCUGAAGGCAGCAGGAAUUGAACAACAUUUUGGUCUAUUCCUCCCCGACAGACAGCCCAAGUACCAACUUACUUUUGGUUGA